AUGAAUAGACGAUCAUCUUCUAAUUGCUUUAUCAAUUAUUUGCUGAUGAAUAGUCAUCAUCAUGGCACUACAAGUACAAUAAGGAGAACAAUGAUGAGGAGUUUAAUGAAUAAUAAUAGUGGAUUGACAACAACAAAAACAACAUUAAUUAAUAAUAAUAACCGAGGAGGACAUUUGAAUAUAUUGUCAUCAUCAUCAGUAUCUGUUAAUAAUAAUAAUAAUAGGAGAGAAUUUAAAACAAAUUAUUGGACACAAAGUAAACAGGAAAAUGGGAAUAUUGUUGAUCAUUCAUUGGUCGAAGCCUUGAUUACUUUCGAAAGUUCGAGAAAAAGUGUAAAUGAUAAUUUAUCAAUUCUUUGUAAUCAGAGUGACAUUACUGAAGAGAGAUUGACAUCAAUAUUAAAUCAAAAGAUUAUUGAAAAGUUAGAUCCAUCAACAAUAUUUACAAUGAUGCAAUUCUAUGCCAAGAAGGGAAAUGCUCCAAAAGUUAAGGAAUUAUAUAGACACAUCAAGAAUCCAAAUGAGGAAUCAAAAAAGCAACUUGUUAAAUUGUUGGCUUUGGCUGGUUCUAGAUUGAAAACAAAAACAAAUCCAGAAUCAAUCACACCAAAGGUGGCAAAGAAUUUAAUGAAAACAAUGCCUUCAAAUAUCAAUGUAGCUCAUAAGAGAAGUAUUUCUGAGCUUAAAGAGGUAGAGGAUGCCUUGAAAAAGAAAAAAGACAGUGUAUCAUAUACACACAGUGUUGUAAUUGAAGCAUUCUCAAUUAGAGGUAACAUGAAACAAGCUGAAACUUAUUUUGAAAAUAUUCAACAUGUGAAUACUGAAGUUUUAAAUUCAAUGAUUGAUGGUUGGAUUAGAACUUUGACCAAGAGUGAUAAAUCUCUCAUUGAAGGCCAAUCUGAAAACACAAGUGAAGAAUCAUUUAAUUUUGUAAAGGGCAGAGUGAAUUAUUAUUUUGAUUUAUUUGACUUGUACAAGAUCAAGAGAGAUGUGAGAACCUAUGCCUAUUUUCUCAGAUUUAAAUUUAUUGAAGCUCUUUUCGUGGAUCCUAAAGAUCCAGAUGUAAAUUCAAUUGUAGAUUUAAUAGAGAGUAUGAUAAGCAAGGAUAAAAUUUCACCAGACAAUUAUUUCGUCUCGACAUUCCUUGCCAGACUGAAUACCAUACACUCCAAAGCCAAAGUGAAAAAGCUUUACAGUACCUAUAAGAAACACCUCCUCAAAGUUAAAGUCACAAAUGCCAAUAAUUUAGCCAUCCUCACCACACUUGCCAACUCGAAAUGUAUUCCAGAAGCUCUUUCAUUGUUUGAACACUUGAAAAAGUCACUUCCAACAAAUGAAAAGACCACUGCUUAUGAAAUUAUGAUUUCCAUGUUCUUGGAGAGUGAUGACGAGGCAGCUAUUGUGUUAAUUGAUGACAUGAUUCAAAAGAAAGUACCUAGAUCCUCUAAAACUUACUACUCUGUUCUCAACUACUUUUCACAACAAGGCAAUCACAAGGCAGUGUCCAAAUAUUUCCAACUCUUACAGGUUGAGGGGGUUUCGUUGACUCCAGAAAUUCUCAAAGUAUCCCUAAAGAGUUUAGCUUUAACGAGAAGUAAGAAACAAGUAAUGGACAUUCUCAAGAGAGCAGAAACUGAGAAUUAUCUCACUGAGGAAAGUUGUUCUUCAUUUAUUGGAACUUAUGGACUUUUGGAAGAAUUGGAAGAAGCUGAAAGAGUUUUCAAUCUUUUCAAAGAUACAAACAUGCUGGAUAUUUACAAUGAAAUGUUAUGUACAUAUGUUAAUCACUCAUGUGUUGGUGAUGCCAUCACUCUCUAUUUGGAUUAUCCAAUGAAGGGUGAUAUUUUCACGUAUGAAACUCUUGUUGGAGCUUUGGGUAUUUCAAAAGAGUAUUCUGCCAUUUUACAAAUUCACAAAAUCAUGAUCAAGCUUGGUAUUCGACCAACUUUUAAAUAUUAUGAUCAACUCAUUGAUAUUCUCACCAAGGAACCAGUAACGGAUCCAGAAGUUAAAUCCUUCCUCCAAUCUCUCCCAGAUGAAAUGUCUCAAUUCAACAUUGGACAAAUUGAACAAUUAAUCAUGAGACUUUUGUUUUAA
Molecule: messenger RNA, 2097 nt
Organism: Naegleria gruberi
Lineage: Eukaryota; Heterolobosea; Eutetramitea; Acrasida; Naegleriidae
Exons: 1
Coding region: 1-2097 (698 amino acids)
Cellular component (GO): chloroplast
Molecular function (GO): protein binding
Source: RefSeq, a predicted model, not a curated record